AGAGAUUGGGCUGUUUCCUCACUGAUACAUAUCCCUUCACACUUCUAUAAUUUAACUCUCUCAACUGCAUGUGAAAGAUCUUAGCUGAAGAUGACUGACAGUGUUAUUUAUUCCAUGUUAGAGUUGCCUACGGCAACCCAAGCCCAGAAUGACUAUGGACCACAGCAAAAAUCUUCCUCUUCCAGGCCUUCUUGUUCUUGCCUUGUGGCAAUAGCUUUGGGGCUUCUGACUGCAGUUCUUCUGAGUGUGCUGCUAUACCAGUGGAUCCUGUGCCAGGGCUCCAACUACUCCACUUGUGCCAGCUGUCCUAGCUGCCCAGACCGCUGGAUGAAAUAUGGUAACCAUUGUUAUUAUUUCUCAGUGGAGGAAAAGGACUGGAAUUCUAGUCUGGAAUUCUGCCUAGCCAGAGACUCACACCUCCUUGUGAUAACGGACAAUCAGGAAAUGAGCCUGCUCCAAGUUUUCCUCAGUGAGGCCUUUUGCUGGAUUGGUCUGAGGAACAAUUCUGGCUGGAGGUGGGAAGAUGGAUCACCUCUAAACUUCUCAAGGAUUUCUUCUAAUAGCUUUGUGCAGACAUGCGGUGCCAUCAACAAAAAUGGUCUUCAAGCCUCAAGCUGUGAAGUUCCUUUACACUGGGUGUGUAAGAAGGAAACAGGCGUACAUCAGGGGCUGUUCUUUUGCUGCAAAUGAAGUUGAUGGAAUUACACUGUGAUACGACUGACUAGCCACCACCAGGGUAGGCGAGAUGGCCGCCUCCAUGUCCUUCGUCUCCAAGUUUCUCCACAGCAAAGGGCUCACGAACGGGCAACAGCUGCAGACCUUCAGCCACAGCCUGCAGGAACUGCUGACAGAACAUUAUAAACAUCACUGAUUCCCAGAAAAGCCAUACAAAAGAUCAAGUUAUCUUUGUAUUCGCAUCAACCAUGAAAUGGAUCCCCUGGACAGGCAGCACAGUGGAUUGGACCGAGCAGUCAGGAGCUGUUCAAGCUUUUCCCAAGUGAACUCACACUCUGGGUUGGACUCACGCUCACCUCAACCUAUGAGAUGUCUGUCCUGCAGAAUUGGAGAAGAUGGCUCCAUCUGUGUGCUGUAUGAAAGCCCCACCAGCAGGGGGUAGCACUCAAAACAGCACCGACAUACAAAUGGUAGACAGCUGAAUAAACUGUAAGGACGAAUUUCUCUUGGGCAGAACCAGCCCUUCCAAAAACUACAGUAUGAUGACUGUAUCAGGUUAAGAUGGAUCAUCUUAUAGUGCAUGGAUAAAUUUGAUUUUGGCUUUGGGUGGGCUCCUAUUGGGGAUGGAUUAUGGAAUUUAAACCAUGUCACAGCUGUGAAGAUCCGGCACAAGAUAGAGUGGUAAACAUUUUUUUAAAAGUGACAGUGCCAUAGUUUGUACAGUAUCUUUCAAUAAUUUAAUAGCCUAUGAGUCCAAGUAAAUGAUCACUUUAUUUGCUAGGGAGUGAAGUCCUAGAGUGAUUUCAGCUUCUCCCAGACAUACUUAAAUUUUUACAUCAAUUCCUUUAAAGAAAAUCCGUAUGUCAAAGAACCUUUCUCUGUAGUAGAUCUCGCAGAGGAAUUUGAACUAUCACACUUGAAAAUUAUUGUUUACCUUUUUGGCAGCUCAAUAGGGGAGCUCAACGUUUUAAACAUAGUAGUACUGGAAAUUUUACGACAAGACUUUUACCUAGCAAAUAUUUCUAAAUGUACAUAAAGACAAGCUAGCAAACAUGACCUGGGAAAAUGGUCAGACUUUGUAUUGUGUUUUUGACCUUGAAAGUAGCAAGUGACCAGAAUCUGCCAUGGCAACGGGUUUUUAAAAAGACCCUUAGAAAGACUGUUUCAACUGUGGUGUUGGCACCAGCCAGCUCUACGUACAUUUGCUAGCUUGUAGUUUUCUAAGACUGAGUAAACUUCUAUUUUAGAAAUUGGAGGUCUGGUUUGUAACUUUCCUGGGUAAAAGUAUUUUCAUCUAUUUUGUGAACUUUGUUAAUCAUCUUUUAUUUGGUAAAUUAUGAAUGGGUAUACAUUUGUACAGUUCGUGUAUAUUGAUUGUGGCAAAGUUGUAUUGAUUUCUAUAUUUUGGAUGAGAAAUUUUUCUUCUGUAAUAAAUUGUUUCUUAUCUUGGCAUUUAAAAAAG
This is a messenger RNA of Homo sapiens (human), 2137 nucleotides long. It is a transcript of the gene KLRG1, whose product is annotated as killer cell lectin like receptor G1. The coding region runs from base 91 to 690 and encodes 199 amino acids. The record is from RefSeq and is a predicted model, not a curated record. NCBI's taxonomy places the organism in Eukaryota, Metazoa, Chordata, Mammalia, Primates, Hominidae. Gene Ontology annotation, cellular component: plasma membrane. Gene Ontology annotation, molecular function: carbohydrate binding. The transcript is spliced from 7 exons.